Messenger RNA from Cinara cedri, 1404 nucleotides. The record is from the annotation of a GenBank genome assembly. Lineage: Eukaryota; Metazoa; Arthropoda; Insecta; Hemiptera; Aphididae.
UACCAUUAUAACCAAUGUAACCUGAAUUUUUAAGGUUAAUGUUUGUACUUAACAAUGUAGAUUAUAAUUUAAAAUUGAAAUUUUAGAUUUAGAGCGAAAAAUCUACUUAUUAGUUUAGUUUUUGUUUUUUUUUUUUGUGGCAUUAUGAAUUCUCCUCAAUGUAAAUUGGGUUAUUUAGGAAAUACCGAAGGUUCUGCGUUUUUUUCUCAAGGUAAACUAUUUGUAUUUUUUUUUUUAUUACUUACCUAUUUCUAAUAUUAAAUCAAUUUUCAGGUAAAACUGCUGUAUGUGUAUCAGUCGUCGGACCGUUCGAACCAAAGGCUAGCAAAUCCAUGUAUGAUCGUGCUACAGUGGAUGUUACUUUCAGGCGAAAGACCGGCAGCAUAAGUAUGUACCUAUAAUUAUGUCUUAAUAUUGUUGGACAAAUUACUUUACCUGUGUUCUUUUUACAGGCGUUCAUGAUAAAAUGUUAGAAGGAAUUAUGCAGUCAACAUGUGAAAUAGCCUUAAACGUUGAACAAUACCCUAGAACGUCCAUUGUCGUGACAGUACAAGAAAUGCAGGACAGAGGAAAUGUACGCGUACCUACCUAUUAUAUUUUUUCUAGCCAAUCAAUAAUUACUGUUCAAUAAUAAUUAAUCAUAUUGUGUCCUAGUUAUUGUCCACCUGCUUGAAUGCGUCUUGUAUGGCAUUGAUAGACUCUGGUAUUGCAAUGCAUCAUUUGUAUGCAGCUGUGAGUUGUGCAGUUACUGAAAGCGAAGAAAUCAUUCUCGAUCCGGACGAAUUACAAAUAAAUGUAAUUAAAUUACAAAACAUAUUAUUAUUAAAGUUAGGAUGUUUAUGCAGUAAAAAUUGAAUGAAUAUGUAAGCACUUAUGCACUAAAAAGUAAAUAAAUAUCCAUACAAAAUAAUAAAAUAAUAUAAUUAUAAAAUACAGAUAAUCUAACUCAAAUUCAGAAUAAUAUGAGGUUUUUUAUAUUUUCCACUGAAGGCCAUCAAGCAUCUGCUUGAAAACCGAAAAGAAAGUCCAAAAUAUGGACUUAUAAGUAAAAAUUGAAAAUAUGUACAAUAAAAGUUGCAUUUUUAUAAUACAAACAUCACGAAACUAAUUAUAUUUAAAAGCAUAAACAUCCCAAUCAGAAUAAUUAUAUUUAAUAGGUAUUGCUUAUUUUUCAGUCUUCAGUCGCAUAUUUUACAUUAGUCUUUUCCAACUCUGAAACCAGACGGCUGUUAACAUCGCAUACUACUGGUGAAUUUUCCCACUCAACAUAUGUACACUGUAUGGACAAAUGUUUUGCAGCCAGUAAAGAAAUUUUUAAUUUUUAUAAAAAUAUUGUUAAGAAAAGUUCUAUUUUUAAUUAAUAAUGAAUAUAGUUAUUUAAAUAUGUAAUAUAAUUGUAAAAUA